AUGUUUCCCAGUGUAAAGGACCGAGCACGACAAUUGUUUGGGGAGGCCGCCGUUCCCGAUACUCCACCUCCACCUCCAGUCGCAACUGGUAGGAGAGGCGCGCCGAUAAGGGCGACAGCAGCAGCAACAGCCAAGUCGACCCCAGAACCAAAAGCACAACCAAAAACACCCGCGAGACCCUCGAGAGCCGACCCCAAGUCGAAGAAGAGUGCGCCGCCACCGCCGGUCGAAGAGACACCAAAACCUAUAGGGUCAUGGCCGAGCCCGUUUGAACAAUUCAAGGCGAGAGCGGCGCCACCACCAGCGAAAGUGACGCCGCCAACGCCAUCAAAAACUACGUCCAAGUCAGCGAAAUCUGCUUCCGUAGUAUCGAAGUCAGUCAAGUCUUCCAAGGAAAAGACCGAAAAGUCUUCAAAACCAAGCGAUAAGAAAUCGCGCUCAAAAAGCCCUCCAACCGCCAAAGUCGCACCCACCCCCAAAAAGGCUCCCGAACCCAAAAUCGUCGCAAAGAAGAAAGUCGAAUCAAAACCCGCCCCCGAACCCAAAAAACCUGCCACUCGCCCCAGUCUCUUCUCCCGUGCCACCACAUCCUCGACCUCGCGCCCAAAAAUCCAACGCUCCUCCUCCUCUUCCUCCCUCGACUCAAGCUCCGAAGAAGAAAGCAGUUCCUCCGACGAAGACUCGGAAGACGAAGACGACCUCCGCGCAGCCUGCAUGCGCGAAGUCUCCAAAAUCGGCGCUCUCAAGGGUAAAAACCUCGCUAUCCAGCUCCGCCAGCGCUCCGAGGGCGGCUGGUACGCUGCUCUCAAAGAUGUCGGCGCCGACAAGUACCUCAAGAUGUGGAUGAAUCGCGAUAAGACGUUUGAGACGCAGGAGGAGGCGCUUGAGGCGUAUCUUGUGUUUGUGAAGAAGAUGGGGGCUGAUGUUAAGCUUUUUGGGCCGUUGAGUCCUAAAAUUGGGGGCAGGGGGAGGGGCUUCUUUUCUUAG
Messenger RNA from Bipolaris victoriae FI3, 987 nucleotides. RefSeq lists its product as hypothetical. The record is from RefSeq and is a predicted model, not a curated record. Lineage: Eukaryota; Fungi; Ascomycota; Dothideomycetes; Pleosporales; Pleosporaceae. The coding region runs from base 1 to 987 and encodes 328 amino acids. The transcript has a single exon.